CCCGCUGCGGCUGGAGCCUCCGCCCCGCGCGUUCGCGCUCCGCGCCGCCGCCGCACCUGCCACCAUGUCGCCGCCGCCGGGUCAUGUCUGACUCGCUCUGGACCGCGCUUUCCAAUUUCUCGAUGCCCUCCUUCCCCGGCGGCAGUAUGUUCCGCCGCACCAAGAGCUGCCGCACCAGCAACCGAAAAAGCCUCAUCCUGACCAGCACUUCGCCCACCCUGCCGCGACCCCAUUCCCCGCUGCCGGGCCACCUGGGUAGCAGUCCCCUGGACAGCCCUCGAAACUUCUCCCCCAACACCCCGGCCCACUUCUCCUUUGCCUCUUCCCGAAGGGCCGAUGGACGCCGCUGGUCGCUGGCUUCUCUGCCCUCCUCUGGCUAUGGCACCAACACUCCCAGCUCCACCGUCUCGUCCUCCUGCUCGUCCCAGGAGCGCCUGCACCAGCUGCCCUACCAGCCCACCCUGGACGAGCUGCACUUCCUGUCCAAGCACUUCGGCAGCACCGAGAGCAUCACGGAUGAAGAUGGGGGGCGCCGCUCCCCCGCCGUGCGGCCGCGCUCCAGGAGCCUCAGCCCCGGGCGCUCGCCCUCCUCCUACGACAACGAGAUCGUGAUGAUGAACCACGUGUACAAGGAGCGGUUCCCCAAGGCCACGGCGCAGAUGGAGGAGAAGCUUCAUGAUUUCGCCCGCGCCUACGAGCCUGACAGCGUGCUGCCGCUGGCUGAUGGCGUGCUCAGCUUCAUCCACCACCAGAUCAUCGAGCUGGCCCGCGACUGUCUCACCAAGUCCCGCGAUGGUCUCAUCACCACCGUCUACUUCUACGAGCUGCAGGAAAACCUGGAAAAGCUUCUGCAGGAUGCUUAUGAGCGCUCCGAGAGCUUGGAGGUGGCCUUUGUUACGCAGCUCGUCAAGAAGCUGCUGAUUAUCAUCUCUCGGCCAGCGAGGCUGUUGGAGUGCCUGGAAUUCAACCCCGAGGAAUUUUACCACCUGCUGGAGGCCGCCGAAGGCCAUGCCAAGGAAGGCCACCUGGUGAAGACAGACAUUCCCCGCUACAUCAUCCGCCAGCUCGGCCUCGCCCGAGACCCCUUCCCAGAUGUGACACAUCUGGAAGAACAAGACAGUGGUGGCUCCAACACGCCAGAGCAGGAUGACCUGUUAGAGGGCCACAGCAGCAGCCGCAAGGCCAAGAAACCUCCAGGAGAGACGGACUUCGACACCAUCAAGCUCAUCAGCAACGGCGCCUACGGCGCCGUCUACCUGGUGCGGCACCGCGAGACCCGCCAGCGCUUCGCCAUGAAGAAGAUCAACAAGCAGAACCUGAUCCUGCGGAACCAAAUCCAGCAGGCCUUCGUGGAGCGCGACAUCCUCACCUUCGCCGAGAACCCCUUCGUGGUCAGCAUGUUCUGCUCCUUCGAGACGCGCCGCCACCUCUGCAUGGUCAUGGAAUAUGUGGAAGGUGGCGACUGCGCCACGCUGCUGAAGAACAUCGGGGCGCUGCCGGUAGAGAUGGCGCGCUUGUACUUCGCCGAGACAGUGCUGGCACUCGAGUACCUACACAACUACGGCAUCGUGCACCGGGACCUGAAGCCUGACAACCUCCUCAUCACUUCCAUGGGCCACGUGAAGCUCACGGACUUUGGGCUCUCCAAGAUGGGGCUGAUGAGCCUCACCACCAACCUCUACGAGGGCCACAUCGAAAAGGACGCGCGGGAGUUCCUGGACAAGCAGGUGUGCGGCACCCCGGAGUACAUCGCACCCGAGGUGAUCCUGCGCCAGGGCUACGGGAAACCGGUGGACUGGUGGGCGAUGGGCAUCAUUCUGUACGAGUUCCUGGUGGGCUGCGUGCCCUUCUUCGGGGACACGCCCGAGGAGCUCUUCGGCCAGGUGAUCAGUGAUGACAUCCUGUGGCCAGAGGGGGAUGAGGCACUGCCCUCCGACGCGCAGCUUCUGAUUUCCAGCCUCCUGCAGACGAAUCCCUUGGUCCGGCUGGGAGCAGGUGGAGCCUUCGAGGUCAAGCAGCACAGUUUCUUCCGGGACCUGGACUGGACCGGGCUGCUGAGGCAGAAGGCAGAGUUUAUUCCCCACUUGGAGUCCGAAGAUGACACCAGCUACUUUGACACCCGCUCAGACAGGUACCACCACGUGAACUCCUACGACGAGGACGACACCACGGAGGAGGAGCCCGUGGAGAUCCGCCAGUUCUCCUCCUGCUCCCCGCGCUUCAGCAAGGUGUACAGUAGCAUGGAGCAGCUGUCGCAGCACGAGCCCAAGACCCCCGGGACGAGCGCGGGAGCCGGCAAGCGGGAGCCGGGCGCCAAGGGCCCAGAGGACAAGGUGGCCGGCAAGCGGGAGGGCCUGGGCGGCCUGACCCUGCGCGAGAAGACCUGGAGAGGGGGCUCCCCCGAGAUCAAGCGCUUCUCGGCAUCCGAAGCCAGCUUCCUGGAGGGGGAGGCCAGCCCGCCACUGGGUGCGCGCCGCCGCUUCUCCGCGCUGCUGGAGCCCAGCCGCUUCAGCGCCCCCCAAGAGGACGAGGAUGAGGCCCGGCUACGCAGGCCCCCGCGGCCCAGCUCCGAUCCCCCAGGCUCGCUGGAUGCUCGGGCGCCCAAAGACGCGGCUCAAGGGGACGGCACCCCCAGCUCCAGCGCUGGGGACCUCGAGGCCACUGACCGCCCUGGCGACCUCUGCCCGCCAUCAAAGGAUGCAGACCAGUCGGGACCAAGGGCUACCAACGACCUGGUUCUGCGGCGGGCGCGGCACCAGCAGCUGUCGGGCGACCCGGUGGGAGAGAAGCGACCUUCCCGGACCGGAGGCAAAGUCAUCAAGUCCGCCUCGGCCACAGCUCUGUCCGUCAUGAUUCCAGCAGUGGAUCCCCAUGGAAGCUCGCCCCUGGCCAGCCCCAUGUCCCCUCGCUCUCUCUCCUCGAACCCGUCCUCGCGAGACUCUUCACCCAGCCGGGACUACUCGCCCGCGGUCAGUGGGCUCCGCUCCCCCAUCACCAUUCAGCGCUCAGGCAAGAAGUACGGCUUCACCCUGCGUGCCAUUCGCGUCUACAUGGGAGACUCCGAUGUCUACAGUGUCCACCAUAUUGUCUGGCACGUGGAAGAAGGGGGUCCAGCCCAGGAGGCGGGACUGUGUGCCGGGGACCUGAUCACCCAUGUGAAUGGGGAGCCCGUGCACGGCAUGGUGCACCCUGAGGUGGUGGAGCUGAUCCUGAAGAGUGGCAACAAGGUGGCGGUGACCACGACGCCCUUUGAGAACACGUCCAUCCGCAUUGGCCCCGCGCGGCGCAGCAGCUACAAGGCCAAAAUGGCUCGGAGGAAUAAGCGGCCCUCAGCUAAGGAGGGCCAAGAGAGCAAGAAACGCAGCUCCCUGUUCCGCAAGAUCACCAAGCAGUCGAACCUGCUGCACACCAGCCGCUCGCUGUCGUCGCUCAACAGGUCGCUGUCGUCCAGCGACAGCCUGCCGGGCUCGCCCACGCACGGGCUGCCGGCGCGAUCGCCCACCCACAGCUACCGCUCCACGCCCGACUCUGCCUACCUGGGCGCCUCGUCCCAGAGCAGCUCGCCCGCCUCCAGCACGCCCAACUCGCCCGCCUCGUCGGCCUCGCACCACAUCCGACCCAGCACGCUGCACGGCCUGUCGCCCAAGCUGCACCGCCAGUACCGCUCGGCGCGCUGCAAGUCGGCGGGCAACAUCCCGCUGUCGCCGCUGGCCCACACGCCGUCGCCCACGCAGGCCUCGCCGCCGCCCCUGCCGGGCCACACGGUGGGCAGCUCGCACACCACGCAGAGCUUCCCGGCCAAGCUGCACUCGUCGCCGCCCGUGGUGCGCCCGCGCCCCAAGAGCGCCGAGCCGCCCCGCUCGCCGCUGCUCAAGCGCGUGCAGUCGGCCGAGAAGCUGGGCGGCUCCCUGGGCGCCGACAAGAAGGGCGCCCUGCGCAAGCACAGCCUGGAGGUGGGCCACCCCGACUUCCGCAAGGACUUCCACGGCGAGCUGGCCUUGCACAGCCUGGCCGAGUCGGACGGCGAGACGCCCCCGGUCGAGGGCCCCGGCGCCCCUCGGCAGGUGGCCAUGCGCCGCCUGGGCCGCCAGGAAUCGCCCCUGAGCCUGGGCUCAGACCCGCUGCUGCCCGAGAACGGCCCCCGGCCUCCCCCAGGCUGCAAAGAGGAGGCCCCCGGGGCCGCGGAGGCCUGCACCCCGCCGCGCGCCAGCACCCCCGGGGGCCGGACCCUGGAUCGGGACCCCAGUUGCACGCGGCACCAGAGCGUGCAGACGGAGGACGGGCCCGCGGGGCCGGCCCGGGCCGUGGCGAAGGCCGCCCUGAGCCCCGUGCAGGAGCACGAGACGGGCCGGCGCAGCAGCUCCGGCGAGGCGGCACCGCCGCCGCCCCCGGUGCCCAUCGUGGUGGAGCCCGCCAGGCCCGGGCCCAAGACCAAGGCCCCGCCGCCGCCGGCCGCAGACUCCCAGCGCGCCCAGGCGCCCGUCGCGCCCGUCGCCCCCGCACCCGAGGUCACGCGGGGCCGCGAGCGCUGGGUGCUGGAGGUGGUGGAGGAGCGGACCACGCUGAGCGGGGCUCGCUCCAAGCCUGCCUCCCCCAAGCUCUCCCCGGACCCCCAGGCGCCCUCCGCGACCCCCGCCAAGAAUAUGCCCGGUGGUGGUGGCGGGUCCCCUGCCCCGCCGGCUGUCCCCGCCGUCCAGGUCCAGGUCCAGGCCAGCAAGCCCGAGGCCGGUUUGACCUCCUCCCGCUGUCUGGCUGAAGCGCCGCCCCCAGCGGGGAUGACCAAGAAAGGGGCGCCCUGCCCCACGCCCCCGGGCCCCUAGCCUUGCGGGCUCUGUGCUGUACAGCCCCCGCCCCGUAUACAUAUGUACACAUAUAAAUAAAUUGCUCCGUGAGCUUCGGGGGCACCCCUGCUCCCCCGCCCAGCCCA
Suncus etruscus (white-toothed pygmy shrew) is the source of this 4927-nucleotide messenger RNA. It is a transcript of the gene MAST1, whose product is annotated as microtubule associated serine/threonine kinase 1. Gene Ontology annotation, molecular function: protein binding; magnesium ion binding; ATP binding. The record is from RefSeq and is a predicted model, not a curated record. Gene Ontology annotation, biological process: peptidyl-serine phosphorylation; intracellular signal transduction. NCBI's taxonomy places the organism in Eukaryota, Metazoa, Chordata, Mammalia, Eulipotyphla, Soricidae.